GCGCGUACGGACGACAAUACCUACGAGCCGAGAUACGCUGUCCGAAGUGCCUAUCAGAGCCCCUGAGCGCGCGAUCGUGUGUGUGCGGCGGAGAUUCGUGAGAGUGGGCGAUCGUGCCUAUCAGAGUGCCCGCGCGAUCAAGCGGUUGAGCGUUCGAGCGAGCGAGAAUGCAUGGGGCCCGAUUGCGAGGCAGUGUGAAGUGAACUCACCUCACGAUGACGGGACGAGCGCUUAUCACAACGCCCAAGCGGUCGAGCGGUCGAGCGGUCGAGGAUGCAUCGCGCCCGAUUGCGCGGCAGUGUGGGGCCAGCGGCUCACUCCAUUGCGCGUCAGCCUGCGCCACCUCCCGCCACGGGUUCUCGGCUCGUCUGAGUCGUCUCUCGCGGAAGGCCCUUUUAUGGAACGCGUUCCGCUGUCCUUAUCAGUCCGAUUCACGACGACACAGGGACAGCGUGGGAGAGCGAGACAGGAAGAGAGCGAGAGAGCCUCCUGGCGUAUUUCCGCCCGCGCUGCGUCGGACAGCGUUGGACGCCUCUUCCCCUCUCGCGCAUCGCCGCAUCGCCGGGAGCCGACAACGGGCGCGCUACUAUUGACCCCUUCUCUCGAAUUACAGGCUUGCCCAAUUCGCCUCUCUCGGCGCUCCCCGCGGAGCCAGCCGACGCUCGUCGUCGCAACGCCGCGCUAACUUAGCUUUGAAAGCCAUCCGGGCGGCAGAACACAGAACAAAAACGCGGAUCGCGACGCCUGCGACCCGUGAACAUUUCGCAUGGUUGCGCCGCUGCGACUCGCUAGUAGCCGCAAAAACUUCGCCUAUCGUCCGAUUCGGUCGCAUCGAACCGUCGGUAUCCGGCCAGCCACAUCACCGCUCUUCCUACUGCCUUCUCGGCCGUCCGAUUCGGUUCGCAUCGAACGGCGUGAUGGCGGCGCCGAUACAACGAGGCGCCUCUGCAACGGUUUCCGUUGCUGCUUCCGCUGCUGUGCUCCUGCUGCUGCUGCUGCCGUCGCUCGUUCAGGCGGCGCAGCUGCAGUGGGUGCAGCAGCAGGACCUGCCAGUCUCGUGCGACCGGAACGAGAGCAUGUGGUACUGCGCGUCGUGGGACCAGUGCGUGGGCACGGACCAGCUGUGUGACGACACACCUGACUGCAAAGACGGCAGCGACGAGCUGUUGUGGGAGUGCGGGGGGUUCGAGGACUCAACGGAGUGCCCUUCAGGCAUGAUGGCCUGCCCAGUGACCACCAUGUCUGACAAGCUCUGGUGCUUCGACCCCGCUACAGCGUGCGACGGCACGCCAGACUGCCCCUACGGAGCGGACGAGUGGCCGGGCUUCUGCGUUGACUUCCAAACCAACGUCACCUGCCCGGGUUCCCCGAACCAAGUGCUCUGCCCCGGCAGCCAGACCUGUGGGUCAGGCAUGCUGUGCGAUGGGGUGGCGGACUGUGGUUUGGAUUCAGGAGGAGUGGGGAGUGGAGGGGGGAGUGUGGGAGGGAGUGUGGGGUUGUUUCCCCCUGAUGAGGAUCAGGACUACUGUGCGGUGUACGAUUGUCCUGCAGGGUACUGGAAGUGUUCCAGUGAGGUGCAGUGCAUAGAUGAAACGCUCAAGUGUAACGGCGUUGCGGAUUGUGGCGACGGGAGCGAUGAAACCGAGUGCAGUGACUCGUCUGGGGCAGAUGGCAGUGGCAGUUCGGUUCCGUCAAAAGAUGACACGACCUCCCCUGCAGUUGACACGACCUCCCCUGCAGAUGACACAACCCCUGCUGGAGAUGACACCAGCGGAGGGGCUACAGGGAGCCCCCCAGACGGAUCAUCUGGAGAUGAAACGAGCAGGGGUGACACGACUGGAGGGGGGACUGGAGUUGCAACUGGUGGAGAUGAAACGGGACUUAAAACGGGACCUGAAACGGGGACUGAAACGGGAUCUGAAACGGGAUCUGAAACGGGAUCUGAAACGGGAGGAACAGGCACUACCCCCACAGACUCUCCCCCAGCCAAGCAGUUCCCCCCCAAGGCAACAGCAGGAGCGGAUCCAGUCAGCAAGGCCGUCGAAAGUGCACAGAGUGCAGUGAACAACGCUGCUAGCGGUGCAGUGCAGGCGAUUGGUGCUGCUGCAGGGAUAGCGAAGAAGGUUAUAAAGGGGGGAAAGGCGAGGAAGAAGCAGGCAAAGCCCCAGGGAGCUUCAGGGUCAGUAGGAGAGUCGGGGAGUGUGGCAGGUGGUGGUGGAGGGGAUUCCUCAGGUGUCUCCUCAGGUGAUGCUUCAGGUGUUUCCUCAGGUGGUGCUUCAGGUGAUGAAUCAGGUGAAAGCAACAGCGCCGAUUCUGGCUCUGGGGAUUCCCAAACUAGCGAUGGGAGUGGCAGCGGUGGCAACAGUGGCAGUGUCAGUAGUGGGGGUGGCAGUGCACCUAGUAACGGGGGUGGCAGUGCACCUAAGAAAGGGGGUGGCUUCACCACAAGCACUGUUGCAGAGCCCACCCCCAGUACCCCCACGAGCACCGGUACCAGUGGUAAGGGGGCAAAGAAAGGCCCCCGCCGUGCUGGCCUGUCGGGACUUGUGGGCGAUCUGUUGCGCGGAGCAGGCAGGAAGUUCGGAGGGGUGAGUGAUGCGGCGGGUGGAGCAGGGAAGAGGAGGAGGAGAAGGAAAGGGGAGGGUAUGUUUGCUUGGCUGAAACGGCUGGCGAAAGCUGCCAAGACGGAGGUGCAGCGAGCGGUGCAGAGCGUUAAGCAGCAAGGUGCUGCUCAGCUGCAGAAGCUGGGGCAGAAGGGAGGGAAGGGAAUGGUCGUGAGGUCUGGAGGGAGGAACAAGAGUAACACGAAGCAGGCUGGGGAGAAAAAGAAGGGGAAGGACAAGAAUCAGAAGAACAGAAAGGGCUAAAUUACAGUGUUUGAAUUUGACUAGGGAUUGUUUUUUUUUGCAAUCGACUCAAAAUGACGCUUCUUGUGUUACCCUUCUCCUCGGCAAUGUGUUGUAACUUGUAACAAUAUUUAUGUACGCUAUA
Molecule: messenger RNA, 2991 nt
Organism: Closterium sp. NIES-67
Lineage: Eukaryota; Viridiplantae; Streptophyta; Zygnematophyceae; Desmidiales; Closteriaceae
Source: the annotation of a GenBank genome assembly